Pistacia vera is the source of this 490-nucleotide messenger RNA. RefSeq lists its product as uncharacterized. The record is from RefSeq and is a predicted model, not a curated record. The transcript has 2 exons. NCBI's taxonomy places the organism in Eukaryota, Viridiplantae, Streptophyta, Magnoliopsida, Sapindales, Anacardiaceae. Bases 95 to 448 code for a protein of 117 amino acids.
AAAUAAUAAAGUGAAUAAAUCAAAAAUUAAAUAAACACAAAAAUCACUUUCCAUUAAGACCAACUUCCAUUGUCAUCAAGACAACCCAUCAGCCAUGGCUACUCCUUCUCUGAAACUAACCCUACUCACCAUCUUCACAAUCCUCCUCGUAAAAGGCUUCAGCAGUGAGGAGCACGAGCAGCAGCAGCGUCCAUGCGGGAGUGUCGACGGCCUCGCCGUCUUGCUUGGAUGCCAGAAUUUCCUUCUGAAGGACGGGCCGAAAGUCCCUCCAUCGGGUGAUUGCUGCAAGGCUGUAGAAGAGAUUGGGAUGAACUGCACCUGCAAGAUUAUUACUAAAGAUAUUGAAGCCAUCCUCAGCAUGGAGAAGCUUGUUUUUGUGGCUCAAUCCUGCGGCCAACCUCUUGCUCCUGGAACUCAAUGUGGAAGCUAUACAGUUCCACCAGCAUGAAAUUUUCUUCGGGGAAGCUAAUGGGGGGCACUUACAAAUAAC